This is a messenger RNA of Elgaria multicarinata webbii, 2197 nucleotides long. RefSeq names its product solute carrier family 39 member 12 (gene SLC39A12). Gene Ontology annotation, cellular component: plasma membrane. The transcript is spliced from 12 exons. The record is from RefSeq and is a predicted model, not a curated record. Gene Ontology annotation, biological process: zinc ion import across plasma membrane; intracellular monoatomic cation homeostasis. Gene Ontology annotation, molecular function: zinc ion transmembrane transporter activity; monoatomic cation:bicarbonate symporter activity. Bases 212 to 2164 code for a protein of 650 amino acids. Lineage: Eukaryota; Metazoa; Chordata; Lepidosauria; Squamata; Anguidae.
AAUAAACUAAUCCUCUCCGGCUUGCAGAGCACCGUCAAGGAAUUUUAAAAACAUUCAACUUCCCGGCAGCGACAUACUUUCUGGGAUUCAAAAGGCCACAGAGCCAAAGAUACACAAUCCUCCCUUUUUUGUCCCUUGACCGAAGGUUUCAAGUCUAAGCUGCGAACUUCAAACCACCCAAAACAGACGCAGACUACGGGAAGGAGAAGAAAUGACUACACAUCCAAUUCUUUGGAUAGUAUCUUUGGCUUUGAUAUUUGGCCCACAUACUGCUGGAACACAACCUGGUGGAGAAAUGAAGGAGGACAACAGCUAUGACUCCCGCCACAGCUAUUUGAGGGAUGUUUUACAUAUCAUUUCGGCUAACAACUACACUCAACACCACCAGAACCAAUCAAGGGAAAUUAUCAGGAUGUUGCUGGAGAAAACUGUGUGUCCUCAAAGGAUUAAUGGGAUGCAAGAGGACUGUAAUCUGUGCCUUGAAUCAGAUGCUUUCAUAUUAAUUGCUGGAGGAGAUUUGGAAGGCCAUCUUAGUGAAGAAGUAUUCCAGAAAAUUUCCCUCAUUCUUUUGUAUUAUAUCACGCAUCCAAAAGACAUCUGUUCGUCAACAUUCAGUUUGAGGGACAAGGAUUAUAAUUUUUUCCUGAACAGUAUGCUCAAUUUAAGACACAAUGAAGACUGCUAUCAUUUCUCUUGGAAUGAAACAGAAGACGUUCUGGAAGCAAUAAGGAAACAUUUUAAAAUAUCUGAACACCAGUGUGUUCUGGAGAAAGAAACUGGUAUACUUCACAGCAAUGGUGCUGAUAAAAAUACAGUUCCUCAGCUGGCAGCAGCCAUCCUUACAUUGGCUCUGCAAGGAGUCUGCCUGAGCAAAGCACAUUUGCCCUCACCAGAAUUCUUUAUGAAAUAUAUUUUCAGUUCUCUGAACAGUACCAAUGAGCUCCAUGUAAGAGCUAUAGACCAACUCCUGAGCAUGUUGUGGGCUGGAAAGAAUUGCAACACAAAUACUGAAGCUCGCCGUGGCGUAACAGUAAGAGAUGCUGGAUAUUUCACAAUGAGGCCAAAGAAUGGGAACACAAUAAGCAGUUAUAAUGAAGAUACUGAAGAUACUGUUGAGUGGGAGCAGACUUGUUUCUCUGCAAAUGAACUUGUGAAGAUAUUUGUACAUGACAACCGUCUAUUAAUUUCUAAGGAACAUUUCAAGCAAAUGAGCCCAGCAAUCAUUCAACAAUUAUUAAGUUGUUCUUGCAAGCUUAUGGAGUCCAAACAAACGAAAGCUCCACCAACACCUUUGGAAAAAUAUGGCUAUAGCACUCUUGCGGUUUUACUUAUUACACUUGGAUCUAUGUUUGGCACAGCUCUCAUUCUAUUCAAUUCCUGUCAAGAAUGCUACACCCUAAUUUUACAGCUGUUUGUAGGGUUAGCUGUAGGAACCCUCUCCGGAGAUGCCCUGCUGCACCUUAUCCCACAGGUUCUUGGUUUACAUACCCAUGAUGUUCAAGAGACUGAAGAUGUAUAUGAAGGUAAAGCACACAUUUGGAAGAUGUUGGCUUUGAUUGGAGGAAUUCAUGGUUUUUUUCUGAUUGAAAAGGGGUUUGUUCUCUUGGUAUCACCACAUGGACACCACAGUCCUGAGGAUUCUAUUUCUCCUGAAAUGUCUGCAGACAAGAAGGGAGUCAACAAGCAACGCCAAGUGAUCAGUUUGUUAGCCAUUAUGAUUCUGGUGGGCGACAGUCUUCACAAUUUUGCUGAUGGCUUGGUAAUAGGUGCAGCAUUUUCAUCGUCAACAGAAAUGGGCACGACCACAACCAUUGCUAUAUUAUGCCAUGAAAUUCCCCAUGAAAUGGGAGAUUUUGCAGUGCUGUUAAGUACAGGGCUUUCUUCAAAGAUUGCCAUUUUAAUGAACUUCAUAAGUGCCUUAACUGCUUUCAUAGGACUUUACAUUGGCCUUUCAAUAUCGACAGAUCCUCGCAUUCAAAACUGGAUAUUUACUGUCACUGCUGGAAUGUUUUUGUAUUUAUCAUUAGCGGAAAUGCUUCCUGAAAUGACUCACAUUCAGACACAGCGACCCUGGUUGAUGUUUCUCCUCCAGAACCUUGGAUUACUAUUAGGGUGGCUGUGCCUCUUACUUUUAGCUAUAUAUGAACAGAAGAUUAAAAUAUAAACUUUCCACCUACAAAGACUACCCUCUUGUCCG